UCGUCAUCAAAAGGAUGAUCGUCUCUCCUCCCGCGACGACGAAAGUUUCAACACGGCCAUCGUCUUUCAGAGGAGUUGACGAUGUCGAUUCGACAGAGUUUGCAGCUCUUUUACGGCAGUAUGGAAUCUCAAGGUCUGUGGAAGAUGGGAGGCGGCUUCACUCUCAGCUGUCCGGAACUGGGCGGGACCGAGAGACAUUCCUGGGAAAUCUUAUCGUUCAGAUGUAUGGAAGAUGGGGGUGCUUGGAGGAUGCUCGGGCUGCCUUUGACAGGAUUCCUCGGCCGAACGUUUUCAGCUGGACGCUUCUCAUCGCAGCUUACGUCGACAACGGAAAUGGGAGAGAAGCUCUUCGAGUGUUUUGGAAGAUGCAACUGGAAGGAGUCGAGGCCGAUAGCUUCGUCUUCUCCAGCGUGCUGGGAGCUUGCUCCAUACUGGGAUGCUUAGAGCUGGGUAAGCGUCUCCACAAGCGGCUUGUUGACAUCGGACUAAGCACUCACCUUGUCUUGCAGAACUCGCUGCUAAACAUGUACACGAAAAGUGGCAGCUUGGAGGACGCUGCUCGUUUGUUCCGGGAGAUGUCCCAGCCAAACAUCGUCUCGUGGAACACGAUGAUUGCGGCAAAUGCCCAGCAUGGACAUGACAGGGAAGCUCUGGAGAUUUUCUGGACGAUCGACUUGGAAGGCAUGGAGCCGGACGUUUUCACUUUCGGAGCCGGACUAGCAGCGUGCUCGAGUCUCGCGCUCAUCGAGCAGGGGAAAGCGAUCGAUGAGAGAACCACCAGCCUGGGAUUUGAGGCCUCCGGCAGUGCUGCUUUACAGAACGCGCUGAUCAACAUGUAUGCCAAGUGUGGCAACUUGGGAGAGGCACGGAGGAAGUUCCGGAAAAUCAAGGACAAGGACGUGGUUGCCUGGAACAUUAUGAUAGCUGCAAAUGCCGGGCUUGGCUGUGGCGAGGAAGCGUUAAAUCUGUACAGGGAGAUGGAAGUGGAAGGCUUGGAGCCCGACAUGUUCACGCUCUCUAGUGCCGCGGUCUCCUCCUCCGACUUGCAACAAGGCAGAUCAGUCCACGAACGAGUUCUGACGAUCAGGCCUGAACCGGAAGGAAGUGUUGUCGUCCAGAAUGCUCUCGUCAACAUGUAUGCGAGGUGUGGAAGUGUGGAAGAUGCGAAGAGAGUUUUCAUGGAUUCACCAGACACAGAGAAGGACUGGAACGGAUUUAUCUCGGCCUGUUCCCAGCACGGCUUUCCAGUGGAGGCACUCACAGCAUUCUGGGAAAUGGAUCUGGAAGGGGUGAAGCCGGUUGAGAUCUCGACACUGACGAGUGUUCUCGCGGCCUGCUCGCUUCUCAAGAAGCUAUCAGUGGGAAGAGCACUCCAUGCACGGAUCGAGCACGGUGGAGGAGGAUCCUCAAGCGUCGCGUCGACUGCCUUGGUUGAGAUGUAUGCGAACUGUGGGAGUUUGGACGAGGCAGUGGAAGUUUUUGACAAGAUGGUGGAUCAUAGAAAGGAUCUGGUGGCCUGGACAGCGAUGAUCGAUGCGUACGUUCGUCAUGGCUGCGGUCACGAUGCAUUGGAGCUGUAUACAAAGAUGAACCUGGAAGGAGUCCGAGCUGAUGAGAUUUGCCUGGCAAGCGUUCUGGCUGCCUGUUCGGCAACCGGCGAUGAACGGACCGGCAGAAGAUUACACAGUCACGUAGUUCUGGAUCGGGAGCUCUCGGCUUCUAUCGAGGUGACCAACGCUCUGUUGGAGAUGUAUGCGAGUUUCGGCGAUCUGGAGGAGGCCGAGAGGGUGUUUGACAAGGUGGCCGGUCGAAGAAAUGUUGUGACAUGGAAUAUCAUGAUCGCGGCACUCGUUCGAGACGGCCAGGACCCAAGAGCUCUGAGUUUCUACCUCGACAUGCAACGCGAAGGCAGAGUUCGAGCCGAUGCAUUCGUGUUCGCGAGCAGCAUCACGGCGUGUGCAAACUUGCAGACGCUCGAGAAGGGCGAGAUGAUCCACCGAAGGAUUGUUUCCAGCGGGCUGGAGAGAGACCGGCCAGUGGAGAAUGCCGUGCUCAACUUGUACGUGAAGUGCGGUAAGCUCCAAGUUGCCGAGGAGUUUUUCCAUAACAUGCAGUACAGGGACGUGGUGUCUUGGAAUGCGAUGAUCACGGCUCACGCUCAGCUGGGAUUCGCAGCCUCCCGGCACAAAAACGGUGCGAGCAAAGCCAUGGAGCUGUGGAACGAAAUGCACUUGGAUGGGAUCCAACCAGAUAGCAUCAGCUUCACUGUCAUCCUCACUCUGUGCAGCCAUGUUGGUCUGGUCGACCAAGCAAGGCUAUACUUCGUGUGGAUGCUUCAAGAGCUGGAUGGAAGGAGUGUUGGUCGAGAGGAGCACUAUGGAUGCAUUGUGGAUGUUCUUGGGCGUUUAGGAUGGUUGAGCGAAGCAGAAGAGCUCAUACACACAAUGCCUGUAACACCAAGCCAAGUUGCUUGGAUAAGUAUGUUAAGCGCGUGCCGGAUUCAUCCAGACGCUGCCAGAGGCAAAUGGGCUGCCCAAGAAGCAACUAAGCUGGUCCCAUGCAAGUCCUCUCCGUACAUUCUAGUUCACGAUAUUGUGACCAUGGCCCAUUGACUCUAUGGCGACACCUGGCUACCUUAGGUGGCGCUUUGCUAGAUCUUUAAAAUGGAGCUGGAUGACCCCCCUUCGGGCAAACAAAAAGUCUCUGUAUAGCCCUCUGUGGCUCUCUUUGAUCUCUUAUAGAUUGAUUCUCUUUGAUCUUUGAUUGAUCGGUUGAUUCUAUGGCGGCCUCUGAAGCGACAAUGGAUGCAAUGAGGCGGGAGGCUCGAGCAAACGCCAAAGAAGACAUUGUGACGCUAGCAUCUGGUGCCCGAGAGAAGCUUGAUCAUGCUUUUGCAAGCGCCAAGGAAGUUGGAGGUAAGAUUGCUCAUCCUUUCGACGCCGGCGCUAGGGAGGCAGCGCACGGCAGGGCCGAGGGGCUGCGUAGGCAAUCCUCGGAGAAGCAAUCAAGUUUGCGAGAGAUGGCCAGCCGCAAGGCGGAGGAAGAGCGUUUGGUUGCACGGAGCAAGGUUGCGCAGCAAGUUCUUGGUGGUGGUGGAGGGAUGCGCUACCCAGUGCCAGUUUACCCGGAUCAAUCCCAACCCCAGCAGAAUGGAUCCCAGCAGAAUGAACAACUCCAGGACUAUCCAGUAGAGCACCCUCCUCGCGUGGAAUCACCCCAAGAUCAAGGUGGGAGCAAUGAAAUAAAUCACUCUGCCCAUCCUGUGGAACCACCUCAUCGCGAAGAAAUCGAGCAGCGUCCUCCCCAUGGCGAGGAACCAGCUCAAAACAGGGAUGUUUCCAAUUGAUAAGGAACCUUUCUACCUAGAUACUUGUGUUUGUGGUUUGUAAAAAGAAGGAACAUAUUUGAUUGAUUGAUCAUACGUUGGUGUACGACUCUUGACACGGAACAAGACAAAGCCAGUACAAAGGCGUGAGAGCCUACGCCCCAACAAUAUUUUAAAGCUAGAUUAAAAACACUUGCGCGAAUGGAUGGACGCGAGCAAUCCAGGCAGCGCCAUCAGCAUCACAGAGGAAUCCGUGCUAGCUAACAAGUUGGAGGAGAAGUGUGAGUGAGACGACCCCACACGGCAGCCGUCGGAUGCGGCGAUGGACGACCGCGGCGGCGCCACGUGGGUAGAGAUGCCCUGUUGCUCAAGUAGGAGUUAGUCCAAAUUCUUCGCCUUCGUCGUGAAACCCUCCCUUCCCAGACACAUUCUUCCAUAGAUUUCGCCAGGGAAUUUGUGUGGAUUUGUAGCGCGCGCGCGCGCCCUCUUAGAAGAGCGAGAGAGAGAGGGAGAUCAUCAUGGCGAUGGCGCUAUCGCAGCUCCCUCCGUGGCUAUGGCGCGCCAGCGGUGGUAGCAACAGCAACACCCUAGAGAAUCAGCAGCACCAGCAGCAGCAUCAGCAGCAAGAGAGCGAUCGAUUCCGGAGGAGCAGCAGAGCGAGCGCGGGGAAAUCGCGACGACGCCAGAGGCCCAGGUCCUCCUCCUCCGCCUCCUCCAAUUCCUCGUCGCAAUCGGCUGCUAGCGCGCGGCGGCCGUGGAAGCUGUGCCGCGAGAAGCAGCUCGACGAGGAAUUCGACCUGGUGGUCGUCCACACGGAUGGAUGCUGCAUGUCGGGCUCCGAAUCGGAGGAUUCCGACUGGUCCGUCGGCUGGCUGGAGCCCCAUUCCACCGAUUUUAGCUCCGAUUCCGAGGAGAGCUUCGCGGUUCUUGUGCCCUGCUACGGCUCCUCGCGCACGCGCCGAAAUAUCUCCUCCGCCGCCCCGGCCAGCAAUCCUCCUCCUCCCACCGUCUGGGCCGCCGCGCUUCUCACCACAAUCUCCAGCGGCAGCAAUCGCAAUGCCGCAGCAGCCCAGCAGAGAAAGCACGUCGAGGAUUGGCUAUCUUCUCUCCAUUGAAGGCGACGAAUGGAUGGAUCGUUCCUUCGUUUGGGCUAGCGCCACUAAUCCAGUGUGGCUACUUUGCGACGCGAUUGAUUAUUUUAGCGGUGGAUUAAGACUAACACGAAAUUGGAUGGAUUGGGAGAUUGGAUUUGGGUAACAGCUCACUCACUUUUACUCACAGCGCAGCACACAAGCUCACUCACUACACGCCUCUGUACAGAAAAAAAAAUUGGUAGAACAAUAUUGUGUAAACAUCUUUAUCAAUGUAAAAAAGUGCCGGUUUGUUA
Molecule: messenger RNA, 4712 nt
Organism: Selaginella moellendorffii
Lineage: Eukaryota; Viridiplantae; Streptophyta; Lycopodiopsida; Selaginellales; Selaginellaceae
Product: pentatricopeptide repeat-containing protein At3g49170, chloroplastic
Exons: 2
Coding region: 15-2612 (865 amino acids)
Biological process (GO): RNA modification
Molecular function (GO): RNA binding; protein binding
Source: RefSeq, a predicted model, not a curated record